Cucumis melo (muskmelon) is the source of this 3077-nucleotide messenger RNA. Its product is annotated as probable cyclic nucleotide-gated ion channel 20, chloroplastic. Gene Ontology annotation, cellular component: membrane. The transcript has 13 exons. Gene Ontology annotation, molecular function: monoatomic ion channel activity. The record is from RefSeq and is a predicted model, not a curated record. The coding region runs from base 350 to 2674 and encodes 774 amino acids. Lineage: Eukaryota; Viridiplantae; Streptophyta; Magnoliopsida; Cucurbitales; Cucurbitaceae. Gene Ontology annotation, biological process: monoatomic ion transport; transmembrane transport.
ACAAAUGAGCAAUGGGGGGCGCGCGAGUAUGACGAAGAGGCGUCAAUUACACAGACUGUGGAAGAGUGAGGAAGGAUCCUUUGUUGGGUGCAGACAAUAAAAUAAGAAGACGACAUGUUCAAAGUCUUCGCAGUCGCUGCUUUGCCUUGGUCACCACUUUUACUAUUACAACCUCCUCUCCCCUUCCUCUUCCUUUUCACAAUGAAGUUGCAGUUGCCGACUUCUCCAACUCUUCACACUUUCACUCUCUCCUUCUCUCUGCUUUCUCCAUGGAAUUCGCUUUGGCAUCCACUACUAAGUAGCCUUCUCCAUCUCCAUCUCUCUCACUCUCAGGUCUAGAUUCUUAGGCAUGGCUGCUUUUGAAAAAGACGAUAUACCAAUGCUAUCAAACACUGAUCCACCAAUAUUUGACGAACAAAUGGAUUCUUAUUUUCCUUCAUAUGCAUCCUUGGGCCGGAGUUCAUCACUAUCAAUUCCAGCAAAUUCUUCUGGGAUGUAUAGUAGCGAAGCAAAUCUUGUUGGUCAUACUGGUCCCCUACGAAUCGAAAGAAGUUCAUUCGCGGUGAGUGGUUCAAAAAAUACUGACAGUAAGCCCAAAAAACUUUCGCAGUCAAAGCCAGGAGUGACUGAAAGCAAGACAGCAGAGCCGCUGGCAGAAAAAUUUCCUUCGUUCAAGAUUGUAGAUGAUCCUGAUUGGUCCAUUCAUAACUAUGCCGGUAGGAACGAACACUUAAUAAAGUCUGGCCAGCUGGGAUUGUGUAAUGAUCCUUUCUGUAUAACUUGCCCAACAUAUAAUUCCAAAGUAUCACAACAGAAAAGCUCAAGAAUAUCAGGCAUAUUUGACGCCAAGUUUCAUAGUGAUCUCUAUGGAGGAGGAAAAGGAUGGGCGGGGAAGUUUCAGUCCUUCUGGUGCUUCUUGCUUUCAUAUAUUCCUGGUGUUAUGAAUCCUCAUGCAAAAGUUGUUCAGCAAUGGAACAAGUUUUUUGUCAUUUCUUGCUUGUUGGCAAUCUUUUUGGACCCGUUGUUUUUCUUCUUGCUGUCUGUCCAAGAGAAGAAUAAGUGCAUCGUUAUUGACUGGCCUUUGACCACAACCUUGGUGGUCUUCCGGAGCAUGACUGAUUUUAUCUAUUUCCUACACAUGCUUCUUCAGUUUAGGUUGGCCUAUGUAGCACCAGAAUCCAGAGUUGUUGGUGCUGGCGAAUUGGUUGACCAUCCGAAGAAAAUUGCCAUGAAUUACCUUAAAGGAAAUUUUUUUAUAGAUUUGCUUGUUGUUUUGCCGCUGCCUCAGAUCAUAAUUUUUUUAGUCCUGCCAAAGUCUUUGGGGUCAUCUGGAGCAAACUACGCCAAAAAUCUAUUACGCACUGCAGUUACUGUUCAAUAUAUUCCCAGACUGUAUAGGUUUCUACCUCUUCUCGCUGGCCAGUCUCCAAGUGGCUUUGUAUUUGAGACAGCAUGGGCAAAUUUUGUCAUCAAUCUUUUGACCUUUAUGUUGGCUGGUCAUAUUGUUGGGUCUUUCUGGUAUCUUCUGGGGCUUCAGAGGGUGACUCGAUGUUUUCGAGAUGCCUGCAAUAAAACUGGAAAUAGAAGCUGCUUGGAAUAUAUAGAUUGUGGGCAUGGGGAUGAAUCUAGGAGUCAGUUUCUGGAUCCACAUCGGGAUUCAUGGAAACAUAAUGAGAAUGCUACGGCAUGUUUCAGCAAUGAAGGUUUCGGUUAUGGAAUCUACCUUCAGGCUGUAAACCUUACCACAGAAAAGAGUAUAUUGACGAGAUAUACUUACUCAUUAUUUUGGGGAUUCCAGCAAAUCAGUACUCUGGCUGGGAACCAAGUUCCAAGCUAUUAUGUCUAUGAAGUCCUUUUCACUAUGGGUAUUAUUGGGCUUGGUCUAUUGCUGUUUGCUCUUCUCAUUGGGAAUAUGCAGAACUUUCUCCAGGCUCUUGGAAGAAGGAGGUUAGAAAUGUCACUACGACGUCGUGAUGUUGAGCAAUGGAUGGAGCAUCGUCGCUUACCAGAGAAUUUAAGAAGGCAAGUACGACAGGCUGAAAGAUACAACUGGGCUUCUACAAGAGGAGUAAAUGAAGAGAGAAUUUUUGAAAAUUUGCCUGAGGACCUACAAAAAAACAUAAGACGGCAUCUUUUUAAAUUUGUCAACAAGGUUCGCAUUUUUGCACUGAUGGACUAUGAACCUAUUUUAGACGCAAUACGUGAGAGACUGCGACAAAAGACAUACAUAGAAGGAAGUGAAGUUUUUUCUGCUGGAGAUACCAUUGAGAAGAUGGUUUUCAUCGUACGGGGGAAAAUGGAGAGCCGUGUAGAUGGAAACGGGAUUGUGGUUCCCUUAUCUGAAGGAGAUGUCUGCGGUGAGGAACUUCUAACAUGGUGUCUUGAGCAUUCCUCCAUAAACAAAGAUAUGAAGCGGCAGCAAGUUCCAGCGCCUAGAUUGGUAAGCAACCGGACAGUAAGAUGCUUAAGUAAUGUUGAAGCAUUUUCUCUCCGGGCUGCAGACCUUGAAGAAGUGACUAGUAUGUUUUCUAGAUUCUUGCGAAACCCACGUGUUCAAGGAGCCAUAAGGUACGAAUCACCGUACUGGAGGUACCUAGCUGCAAUGCGUAUUCAAGUAGCUUGGAGAUACAGGAAAAGGCGUCUAUCUCGAGUUCAAACCUCUCAAUCUAACUAAUUCCUUAAGGGAGACCCCUUUUGUGGAAAGAUAAGUAUUGCGUUAUACAUCGGUCAGCUUGAGUUCCAAUCAACUCUUUGAAUGUGAUAAUUUUAUUCGUCCUUUUCUUUUAAUCUAUUAAUCCUAAUUUAACUAAAAAGUCUAUCAUAUGGUAAAGUUAAUAGGAGCUCCUGCACAUUGGUGCUAAGACAGUAGUUGUAACUUUAGUCCAGUGUCAUGCCAAAAGUAUAUUUUAUUCUUUAGUUUAUUGAAACUUUUGUGGCAAGCGAAAGUGUUAGAUUAGGUACUUUUGCCUCAAUUAGUUGACUAAGAAGUAAUUUGUAAAACCAAACAAGUGAGUGAUUUAUAUCUGAAUUUUUUUUACGAAAAAUGUUUAUAAUUAAUGGGAUGGUUUCUUUUUUCA